This is a messenger RNA of Topomyia yanbarensis, 1129 nucleotides long. RefSeq lists its product as uncharacterized. The transcript is spliced from 2 exons. Gene Ontology annotation, cellular component: tRNA-intron endonuclease complex. The record is from RefSeq and is a predicted model, not a curated record. Gene Ontology annotation, biological process: tRNA splicing, via endonucleolytic cleavage and ligation; tRNA-type intron splice site recognition and cleavage. The coding region runs from base 131 to 1129 and encodes 332 amino acids. Lineage: Eukaryota; Metazoa; Arthropoda; Insecta; Diptera; Culicidae. Gene Ontology annotation, molecular function: tRNA-intron lyase activity; nucleic acid binding.
GAUAUGAUUUCACUAAUAAUUUCAGUUUGAAAUAGUAUAGCAAAAUAAUAGUUUAAAAUGUAUUAAUAAAUUGGAUAGAUAGAUUGUAAAAGCUAUAUUUAUUAGGCCAUAACAUUAUGCCACUUUAACAAUGACUCACCGCGUACACCCACACGUUCCGAAGCAGAAAAAGUUUACCCCAACGUCCCUAGCCGCGGUUGACCCGCUGCCGGUAGUAACAGUUGAUGAGACACAAACGAAAUUCGUUGGAAUCUUUACCGGACUAACGGUGGAAGUGUGCGAUCCGGAAGCGAUCGCGAAACUUUCCCUUGGUGGAUGCUUCGGACAGGGAACGAUAUCCCGUUCGUUUCCCGCAUCGGUACGGAAUUGCGGGCUGGCCGAGGUUCCCCUGCAACUGGCACGGCAAAGGCAGAUUGAUAGGCGACACGAAUGGAAACGAAAAUAUGGGCCGAGUGCUGCGGACAACGGGAAGACAUACGUUCGAGUGAUGGACGAACAUGUAGAAAUGCAAUUGAAUGAUGGAAUUUUGCAAGCUCGAGAGCUGAAAGAUGAUUUAGUUGAAGUCACACGUGAUCCGUAUCCGAUGCGUGAAAAUCUUAGUUUGCUUUUUGAGGAAACAAUGUUUUUGGUUGAAAAAUUGAAAUGCCUUGAAGUGCGAACUUUGGACGGAAUACCCCUACCACAAGAUCAGUUAUUAAAGAAAAUAGUAACACUGAAAAAGGAUUUUAUUACAUCGUAUGUAUCGUACGUAUAUUUCAAAUCAAAGAACUGGAUAAUCAGAAGCGGCCUUAAAUUUGGUGGCGAUUUCCUUUUGUAUCAAAAAGGCCCACAAUUUUUUCAUGCAUCAUUCAUUGUGCUUCUAAUUCCCUACCAAAACGGGCAAAAGCUUCCUGGUUGUGCCCAUUGCUUAGAUAAUCACGAUUUUCAGUGUUUCAAUCGUAUCGCAGAAACUACGGGUAAAGAGCUGUUGGUUCUGGAAGUUCACUACCCGGUCGAUCUAAAUCCAAUGGAUUACGUGAACUGCGCUACUCGACUAAAUGAGUUCAAAGUCUGUGAAAUAUUUCCCAAGCACCACAAUUAUGCGGCCGUUCGGGGAAGUCACCAGCAAAGCUCUUCAAAUCGUAAGUAG